Peromyscus leucopus (white-footed mouse) is the source of this 1347-nucleotide messenger RNA. RefSeq names its product S-antigen visual arrestin (gene Sag). Gene Ontology annotation, cellular component: photoreceptor inner segment; photoreceptor outer segment. Gene Ontology annotation, molecular function: G protein-coupled receptor binding. The coding region runs from base 1 to 1212 and encodes 403 amino acids. Lineage: Eukaryota; Metazoa; Chordata; Mammalia; Rodentia; Cricetidae. The record is from RefSeq and is a predicted model, not a curated record. Gene Ontology annotation, biological process: signal transduction; G protein-coupled receptor internalization. The transcript is spliced from 15 exons.
AUGGCAGCCUGUGUGAAGACCAAUAAGUCCCACGUCAUCUUCAAGAAGGUCUCUCGGGACAAGUCGGUGACUAUUUACCUGGGGAAGAGAGACUAUGUUGACCACGUCAGCCAAGUAGAGCCUGUAGAUGGUGUUGUAUUGGUGGAUCCCGAGCUUGUGAAGGGGAAGAAAGUGUAUGUCACUCUGACUUGCGCCUUCCGCUAUGGCCAGGAGGACAUUGAUGUGAUUGGCCUGACCUUCCGCAGGGACCUGUACUUUUCUCGGGUCCAGGUAUACCCUCCCGUCGGGGCCAUGAGUGCCCCUACCCACCUCCAGGAGAGCCUGCUCAAGAAACUGGGAGACAACACGUACCCAUUUCUGCUCACGUUUCCUGACUACCUACCCUGUUCGGUGAUGUUGCAGCCAGCUCCACAAGAUGUAGGGAAGAGCUGUGGGGUCGACUUUGAGGUCAAAGCAUUUGCCACAGACGUCACAGAUGGUGAAGAGGACAAGAUCCCCAAGAAGAGCUCUGUGCGGUUACUGAUCCGCAAAGUGCAGCAUGCCCCUCCUGAGAUGGGUCCCCAACCCUGUGCUGAGGCAGCCUGGCAGUUCUUCAUGUCUGACAAGCCCCUGCAUCUCUCAGUCUCCCUCAGCAAAGAGAUAUAUUUCCAUGGGGAACCCAUCCCUGUGACUGUGACAGUGACCAAUAACACAGAGAAGACUGUGAAGAAGAUUAAAGUAUUAGUGGAACAAGUAGCCAAUGUGGUUCUUUACUCGAGUGAUUAUUACGUCAAGCCUGUGGCCGCAGAGGAGACACAAGAAAAAGUGCAGCCAAACAGCACUCUGACCAAGAUGCUGGUGCUCGUGCCCCUGCUGGCCAACAACAGAGAGAGAAGAGGCAUUGCACUGGAUGGGAAGAUCAAGCAUGAGGACACAAACCUGGCCUCCAGCACCAUUAUCAAGGAGGGCAUCGAUCGGACCGUCAUGGGCAUCCUGGUGUCCUACCAUAUCAAGGUGAAGCUCACAGUGUCAGGCUUUCUAGGAGAGCUCACAUCCAGUGAAGUGGCCACUGAGGUGCCGUUUCGCCUCAUGCACCCACAGCCCGAGGAUCCAGCAAAGGAAAGUGUUCAGGAUGAAAAUUUGGUUUUUGAGGAGUUUGCUCGCCAAAAUCUGAAAGAUGGUGGAGAGAACACAGAAGUGAAGAAAGAUGAGGAGGCAGUCCAGGAUGAGUGAAGAGUUAGCCUAGUUGCCUAAAAAUGGCUUGUAGUUCUGGGUGCCUUGAGCGAAGCCCCAGGAACCUUUCAGAGUUAUGCUAGAUGGAUACGAAAGCCCAAGUGUUCCUCCCAGAAAUAAAGUCUGUGGACCCUC